Molecule: messenger RNA, 655 nt
Organism: Marmota monax (woodchuck)
Lineage: Eukaryota; Metazoa; Chordata; Mammalia; Rodentia; Sciuridae
Product: high mobility group protein B3-like
Exons: 1
Coding region: 68-655 (195 amino acids)
Biological process (GO): regulation of transcription by RNA polymerase II
Cellular component (GO): nucleus
Molecular function (GO): DNA binding, bending
Source: RefSeq, a predicted model, not a curated record
AGGCUGGGAAGUGCUGAGCCGCGCGUCAUGCCCUGCGCUGCCCAGACUAGCGAACAAUACAGUCAGGAUGGCUAAAGGUGACCCCAAGAAACCAAAGGGCAAGAUGUCUGCUUAUGCCUUCUUUGUGCAGACUUGCAGAGAAGAACAUAAGAAGAAAAAUCCAGAAGUCCCUGUCAAUUUUGCAGAAUUUUCCAAGAAGUGCUCUGAGAGGUGGAAGACAAUGUCUGGGAAAGUGAAAUCUAAAUUUGAUGAAAUGACAAAGGCAGAUAAAGUACGCUAUGAUCGGGAAAUGAAGGACUAUGGACCAGCUAAGGGAGGCAAGAAGAAAAAGGACCCUAAUGCCCCCAAAAGACCACCGUCUGGAUUCUUCUUGUUUUGUUCAGAAUUCCGCCCCAAGAUCAAGUCCACAAAUCCUGGUAUCUCCACUGGAGAUGUGGCAAAAAAGCUGGGUGAGAUGUGGAAUAACUUAAGUGACAGUGAAAAGCAGCCAUACAUCACUAAGGCUGCAAAGCUGAAGGAGAAAUAUGAGAAGGAUGUUGCUGACUAUAAGUCUAAAGGAAAGUUUGAUGGCACAAAGGGUCCUGCUAAAGUUGCCCGGAAAAAAGUGGAAGAGGAAGACGAAGAAGAGGAGGAAGAGGAGGAGGAGGAUGAAUAA